AUGGAUCCCAAGGGCUCAAAGCAGCCACUGCCACAGGAGGUGGUACCAAACUUUCUUAGCCUCCCCCAACAACAAUCACCACCGUCACAACAACAACAAGGUAACAAUAACAGCAUGGGAGAGAACAAGCCAGCAGAGGUGAAGGAUUUCCAGAUAGUGGUUGCUGAGAAGGAUGAGAGCAAGAAGCAGUUGGCACCAAAGAGGAGUUCCAACAAAGACAGGCACACCAAGGUUGAAGGGAGGGGGAGGAGGAUAAGGAUGCCUGCUCUAUGUGCAGCUAGAAUCUUCCAGUUGACCAGAGAAUUGGGUCACAAAUCUGAUGGGGAAACCAUCCAGUGGCUUCUUCAGCAGGCUGAGCCAUCGAUAAUAGCUGCUACUGGGACAGGCACAAUCCCAGCAUCUGCUUUGGCUGCUGCUGGCAACUCGGUUUCACCACAAGGGGCCUCUCUUUCAUCAGGGUUGCACCAAAAGAUUGAUGAAUUGGGAGGGGCCAAUAUGGGGUCAGGGAGCAGUAGGACCAGUUGGCAAAUGGUUGGGGGGAAUUUGGGGAGACCCCAUGUGGCCACAGGCUUAUGGCCCCCCCAUGUCAGUGGAUUUGGAUUUCAGACAUCAUCCGGUCCAUCUAAUGCCACCCUAGGCACUGAGAGUUCAAAUUACCUGCAAAAGAUUGGGUUCCCUGGCUUUGACUUGCCUGCUGCUGCCACCAACAUGGGUCACAUGAGUUUCACCUCAAUUUUGGGUGGUGGAGGUGCCCAGCAGAUGCCUGGUUUGGAGCUGGGUUUGUCCCAGGAUGGCCAUAUUGGGGUCUUGAAUCCACAGGCCUUGAGCCAGAUUUAUCAUCAGAUGGGUCAGGCUGGUAGAUUGCAGCAGCAGCAACAGCAUCAGCAACAACAUCAACAAACUCCUGCAAAGGAUGAUUCUCAAGGCUCAGGACAGUAG
Sphenostylis stenocarpa is the source of this 939-nucleotide messenger RNA. NCBI's taxonomy places the organism in Eukaryota, Viridiplantae, Streptophyta, Magnoliopsida, Fabales, Fabaceae. The record is from the annotation of a GenBank genome assembly.